This is a messenger RNA of Sporothrix schenckii 1099-18, 7896 nucleotides long. Its product is annotated as FKBP12-rapamycin complex-associated protein. Lineage: Eukaryota; Fungi; Ascomycota; Sordariomycetes; Ophiostomatales; Ophiostomataceae. Gene Ontology annotation, cellular component: TORC1 complex; nucleus; TORC2 complex. Gene Ontology annotation, molecular function: protein binding; protein serine/threonine kinase activity; protein-containing complex binding. Bases 1 to 7896 code for a protein of 2631 amino acids. The record is from RefSeq and is a predicted model, not a curated record. Gene Ontology annotation, biological process: protein phosphorylation; negative regulation of macroautophagy; TOR signaling. The transcript is spliced from 4 exons.
AUGUCGUCGCCACAGGUGUCGGCGGAGUUGAACUCGGAUGCCCUGAUCAAAGACCUUCGAUCCAAAGCCAUCAACGAUGAUGCACGGAGACGGGCUGCCCAGCAGCUUAGAGAGCUGGUGGCAGUAGCACAACGAGAAGGAGAUGCGAUGAGGGGAGGGCGCUCCGGAUUGCUGACCAGACAAGACUUGAGCCCGGAGAUGUUCCAAGGCUACUGGGCCAAUGUCCAGGCCAAAAUCAGCGGCCUGCUGCAAGGUGACAGCACAAUCGACAAACUGGGCGGCAUCUACGCACUCGAUGCCUUUGUCGAUUUCGAGGGCGUCGACGCGACCGUCAAAUACACGCGCUUCGCGUCGGCGCUCACACGACUGAUGUCCGGCAAAGACAUCAACUGCAUGCAGCCCGCGGCCAUUGUUAUUGGCAAACUGUGUCGACCGGGUGGCGGCUCGCUGGUGUCGUCGCUCGUCGACACCGACGUGCAGCUGGCUCUCGAAUUCCUGCAAGACGGCAGCAGCGAGGAGCGGCGUUAUAGUGCGGCCCUGCUCUUGCGCGAGAUUGCACGGAAUGCUCCCACGCUCAUGUACGGCAAAGUAACCGACAUUCUCGACUGGAUCUGGGUCGGCCUCCGUGACCAACGUCACCUUAUCCGCGUGACGUCUGCUGAAGCUGUUAGUGCCUGCUUCAAAAUCAUCAGCGAGCGCGACCUGGAGAUGAAGAAUCAGAUCAUGGACAAGAUGUACAACGAGGCCGGCCAUGGUUUCAAGCUCAACACAGUCGAGUCCAUUCACGGCUCUAUGCUCGUUCUCAAGGAGCUGCUCGAGCAGGGCGGCAUGUUCAUGCAGCAUCGCUACACCGAGGCGUGCGAGAUCGUCUCGCGGUACAAAGACCAUCGCGACGCCGCCAUCCGCAAGAUGUCCGUCCUGCUCAUCCCCGACCUCGCCAUCUACGCACCCACCCAGUUCUCCGAGAACCAUCUCCACCAGUUUAUGAUUUACCUGUCGGCCAUGCUCAAGCGCGAGAAGGAGCGCAACGAUGCCUUUGUGGCCAUUGGCAGCGUGGCCAACGCCGUCAAGAGUGCCAUGGCGCCCUAUCUUGACGGCAUUCUGAUCUACAUCCGGGAAGGGCUGAGCGUCAAUUCUCGUAAGAAGGCGUCUGUCGACCCUGUGUUUGACUGCAUCAGCCGCCUCGCCGUCGCUGUCGGCCAGACCCUUACCAAGUACAUGGAGGCACUGCUGGACCCCGUCUUUGCCUGUGAUAUGACGCCCAAGUUGACACAAGCCCUCGUGGACAUUGCGUUUUAUGUGCCGGCCGUGCGGACCACCAUCCAAGAACGUCUGCUCAACAUGAUCAGCCUCGUCUUGAGCGGGGAGCCGUACAAGCACCUCGGUGCACCCAUUACGCAAGGCACCGGUGUGCUGUCUGCCCCGGUUACAACUGCAGCAUCAAAGGACGCCAGCAAAGACGCGGCCGCCAUUGAGCAGCACAAGACAGAGGUCAAACUAGCUCUCAACACACUCGGCUGCUUUGACUUCUCCGGCCACGUGCUGAACGAGUUUGUGCGCGACGUGGCUAUGCGCUAUGUUGAGGAUGACGACGCCGACACCCGCGAAGCGGCAUCUUUGACGUGCUGCCAGCUCUACCUGCGCGACCCUAUUGUCAACCAGGACAGCUACCACGCGAUGCAGGUCGUCGGCGACGUAGUCGAACGGCUCCUAACAGUCGGCGUGUCCGACCCUGUUCCCCACAUCCGCUACACAGUCCUCAAUGCGCUCGAUGACCGCUUCGACCGCCAUCUGGGCAAGGCGGACAACAUCCGGACUAUUUUCUACGCCCUCAACGACGAGUACUUCCCUAUCCGCGAGGUGGCCGUGCGCUUGAUUGGCCGCCUGACACGGGAGAACCCUGCGUACAUUGUACCCUCGCUGCGCAAGACGCUGAUCCAGAUGCUCACCGAGCUCGAGUUCUCUGAUGUGCCCCGGAACAAGGAGGAGAGCGCCAAGCUUCUCAGCCUCUUGGUCCAGAACGCCCAGAUGCUGAUCCAACCUUACGUGCAUCCCAUGAUGGAGGUUCUCUUACCCAAAGCGGCUGAUCCAACAUCCUCAGUGGCUGCAACAAUCAUCAAAGCCAUUGGCGAGAUUUGCACUGUCGGUGGCGAGGAAAUGCUGCGGUACAAGGACCGCCUGAUGCCCAUCCUUGUCGACGCGCUGCAAGACCAGUCGUCUAUGAUGAAGCGUGAGGCCGCUCUUCGUACCAUUGGCCAGCUGGCGUCCAACUCGGGCUACGUUAUCGACCCAUAUCUCGACUAUCCCCAGCUGCUCGACUUGCUUCAAAACAUCAUCCGCGGCGAACCCCAGCACGCCAUGCUGCGCCAAGAGACUAUUAAGCUCAUGGGCAUCCUCGGUGCUCUCGAUCCGUACCGGCACCAGCAAGUGGAGGAGCGCAGCCCCGAGGUGCAGCGCCGCGUGGACUCGACCCAGACGACCGACAUUUCGCUGAUGAUGACGGGUCUGACGCCCUCGAACAAGGAGUACUUCCCAACGGUCGUCGUCAAUGCCCUGUUGGGUAUUCUCAAUGACCACUCGCUGGUACAGUACCAUCAGGAUGUCAUCAGCGCUAUCAUGUCCAUCUUCCGCACGCUUGGUCUCGAGUGUGUGCCAUUCCUCGAUCGCAUCAUCCCUGCGUUCCUGCAAGUUAUCCGGAGUUCAUCGCCCUCCAAGGCAGAGGCAUACUUCAGCCAGCUCGCCACGCUUGUGAGCAUCGUCCGCCAGCACAUUCGCAACUACCUUCCCUGUCUCGUCGAGAUCAUGCAAGAAUACUGGAAUAGUUCCCCAUCGUUGCACUCGACGAUUCUGUCCCUGAUUGAGUCUAUCUCACGGACUCUGGAAGGCGAGUUCAAGAUCUAUCUGGCUGGCCUGCUUCCUCUGAUGCUGGGCCUUCUCGAGAAGGACACAUCUGUGCGGCGUCUUCCCUCGGAGAAGGUCUUGCACGCGUUCCUGGUAUUCGGUUCUAGUAGUGAAGAGUACAUGCAUUUGAUCGUGCCCGUGAUUGUGCGCACAUUUGAAAAGCCGAACCAGCCGACCUUUUUACGAAAAAUGGCGAUUGAGACAAUUGGCAAGAUUUCUCGUCAAGUCAACCUCAACGACUUUGCGUCCAAGAUCAUCCAUCCCCUGAACCGCGUUCUCGCGAGCGGCGAGUCUUCGCUGCGGGUGUCGGCUCUCGAUACCCUGUGCGCUCUCAUCCACCAACUCGGCAAGGACUACCUGCACUUUAUGAACAUGGUCAACAAGACCAUCCAGCACCAGGGCAUCCAGCACGCCAACUACGAGCUCCUCGUCGCCAAGCUGCAAAAGGGUGAUGUGCUGCCACAGGAUCUGACCUCGGAGACUCGGUUUGCCGAUCAGCUGGAUGAGGUAUCCUUCGCCGAGCAGCCCACCAAGAAGCUCGAGAUGAAUGCAAUUCACCUCCGCGCUGCUUGGGAGACCAAGGGUAAGUCGACCAAGGAGGACUGGCAGGAGUGGCUGCGGAGCUUCAGCACCACACUUCUGAAUGAGUCGCCCAACCACGCACUCCGUGCCUGCGCUGCGCUGGGCAACGUAUACCCACCUCUCGCCCGCGAGCUUUUUAACUCGGCAUUUGUCUCGUGCUGGAGCGACCUGUACGAGAACUACCAAGACGAGCUCAUUUCUAGUCUCGAGAAUGCCUUCAAGUCCGAGAACAUCCCACCCGAUUUGCUAGGCCUGCUGCUGAACCUGGCCGAGUUUAUGGAACACGACGACAAGGCGUUGCCUAUUGACAUUCGGGUCCUGGGCCGUGAGGCUGGACGCUGCCACGCCUACGCCAAGGCACUGCACUACAAGGAACUUGAGUUCUUGCAAGACCAGAGCUCGUCUUCUGUGGAGGCUCUUAUCUCCAUCAACAACCAGCUGCAGCAGUCGGACGCUGCUAUCGGCAUAUUGCGCAAGGCACAGCUGUACUCCGAUGGCAUUCAACUGCGGGAGACCUGGUUCGAGAAGCUCGAGCGCUGGGAGGAGGCAUUGGAGUUUUACGAGACGCGCGAGCGCGAGCUGCCGGAGAACGAGACGACCCCAAUCGAUAUUGUCAUGGGCAAGAUGCGCUGUCUGCACGCCCUCGGCCAAUGGGAUGCGCUCGCGACGAUCGCCGGCAGCACCUGGGCCAACUCGUCACAGGAGGUCAAGCGACUUAUCUCGCCGCUGGCAACUGCGGCCGCCUGGGGCCUGAACAAAUGGGACCUGAUGGACAUGUACCUGCAGGCCAUGAAGCGCAACUCGACCGACCGCGCCUUCUUUGGUGCCAUCCUCGCACUGCAUCGCAAUCAGUACCGUGAGGCAGCCAUCUGUGUCGAGCAGGCCCGUCAGGGUCUCGAUGUCGAGCUUAGUGCCCUCGUUACCGAGUCGUACACCCGGGCCUACCAGGUGAUUGUGCGCGUGCAGAUGCUGGCGGAGCUCGAAGAGCUCAUCGUGUACAAGCAAUGUGACGCCAAGAAGCAGGAGUCUCUCCGCCACACGUGGGACCGCCGCCUGCUCGGCUGCCAGCGCAAUGCCGAGGUGUGGCAGCGUAUGCUGCGCCUCCGCAGCCUUGUCGUUACGCCCAUGGAGAACAUGCAGAUGUGGAUCAAGUUUGCCAAUCUGUGCCGCAAGUCGUCCCGCAUGACCAUGGCCGAGACGUCGCUGCAGCACCUUAUCGGCAACGAGGACCCUCUCGAGUACACGAUCCCCUACUGGGUGGACGCCGAUGUCGUGGCCGAACGUGAGUCGAAGCGCGAGCGCGAGCGGGAACGCGAAUACCACCGACGCCGCGCCGCACGGGAAAGCAUGGCGGGCAACGGCCUGGGCGACGUGGAGAACGGCCGCGACCGCCGCGACUUCCGCAACGGUCGCUUGUUGUAUGAGAAUAGUGGCUAUAACAGCAACAACAACGAGUUGCUCUUGCUAGGCGGCAGCGGCGGACCAAACGGCAUGGGAGGCGCCAUGAAUGCGUCGCUCCACGACGACUAUCCCCGCGCGCCGCCGCCACCACCCGCACAAGUCAUCUAUGCCGUGCUGAAGUACCAGUGGGACCGUGGCCAACUGGCCAAGCAAAAGGGCUCAGGCAUUUCUGAGAAGUCGCUCGACUGCCUGCGCAAGUUCACCAGCGACCUCAACUAUCGGCUUGAGGGUGCUCGUCAGCAGUACCAGCUUCAAAAUAAUGUUAUGAACAACACGGGCCCCAUGACAGCACUGAACAGCGUGGGCAGCGGUGCCAAUAACGCGGGCAGCAUUGCUAAUGUUGGUGGUGGCGGCCAGCUCAACUCGGAAAGCCAGCGCAUGCUGCAGGAGCAGACGACCUUGCUCGCCAAAUGCUAUCUCCGCACGGGUGACUGGACGGUCGCGCUCAACCGUAACACGUGGCGGCGCACCCACGUGCGCGAGGUGCUCAGCAACUACGCGCACGCAACACAGCACAACCCCAAGUGGUACAAGGCGUGGCACGCGUGGGCGCUGGCCAACUUUGAGGUUGUGGAGUUCCUGACGGCGUCCAGCGCGAAUGCCAACGGCAGCGGUGCUACCAACGGCGGGCCGAACGGUCAGGUGAACGGCGCGCAGUCAUCACGGAACGGCAGCGUGUCGUCAUCGCAAAACAGCCGACUCAACGCCAACGGAGCAAGUGACAACGCUGCUUCCGGCCCAGUCGAUUACAGCAGGGUCCUCGAGCACGUUGUGCCGGCCGUGCACGGCUUCUUCCAGUCGAUUGCGCUGUCCAAGGGCAGCACGCUGCAGGACACCCUGCGCCUGCUGGCCCUCUGGCUGACACAUGGUGGCCACCCCGAGGUGAACUCAGCGGUGACGGACGGCUUUGCGCUCGUCAACGUGGACACGUGGCUCGAGGUCAUUCCGCAGCUGAUUGCGCGCAUCAACCAACCGAACAAGCGCGUGCAGCAGUCGGUACACAACCUGCUGGCGGACGUGGGCCGGGCACACCCCCAGGCGCUGGUGUACCCGCUGACGGUCGCGAUGAAGUCGUGGCAGAACACGCGGCGGUCGCGGUCGGCCGCGCAGAUCAUGGACAGCAUGCGGCAGCACAGUGCGAAGCUGGUGGAGCAGGCCGAUCUCGUCAGCCACGAACUUAUCCGGGUGGCCGUCCUGUGGCACGAGCUCUGGCACGAAGGGCUGGAGGAGGCGUCGCGUCUGUACUUUGGCGACCACAACAUCGAGGGCAUGCUGUCGGUGCUGCAGCCGCUGCACGACAUGCUCGAACGCGGCCCCGAGACGCUGCGCGAGAUCUCCUUUGCACAAGCGUUUGGUCGUGACCUUAGCGAGGCGCGCGAGUGGUGUAAGCAAUACGAGAUCAGCCACGACGUCAGCGACCUCAACCAGGCCUGGGACGUGUACUACCAGGUUUUCCGGCGCAUCACGCGGCAGCUGCCGCAGAUCACUUCGCUGGAGCUGGCGUACUGCUGCCCGAAGCUGGUGACGGCUCGUGACCUGGACCUGUCGGUGCCGGGCAAGUACCGCAGUGGACAGCCGGUGAUCCGGAUUAUGUCGUUUGAGACGACGUUUACGGUGAUUAGCUCGAAGCAGCGGCCGCGCAAGCUCAACAUCAACGGCAGCGACGGUGCAAGCCACACGUUCCUGCUCAAGGGCCACGAAGACAUCCGGCAGGACGAGCGGGUGAUGCAGCUGUUUGGGCUGUGCAACACGCUGCUGUCGAUGGACUCGGAGUCGUACAAGCGGCACCUCAACAUUGAGCGGUACCCGGCGAUCCCGCUGUCGCAGAACUCUGGCCUGCUGGGCUGGGUGCCGAACAGCGACACGAUCCACGUGCUGAUCCGCGAGUACCGCGACUGUCGCAAGAUCCUCCUUAACAUUGAGCAUCGCAUCAUGCUGCAGAUGGCGCCGGACUACGACAACCUGACGCUCCUGCAAAAGGUGGAGGUGUUUGGGUAUGCGCUGGACAACACGACGGGCCAGGACCUGUACCGGGUGUUGUGGCUCAAGAGCAAGAACUCGGAGGCGUGGCUGGAGCGGCGCACCAACUACACGCGGUCGCUGGGUGUGAUGUCGAUGGUGGGCUACAUUCUGGGCCUGGGCGACCGGCACCCGUCGAACCUGAUGCUGGACCGGGGCACGGGCAAGAUUAUCCACAUUGACUUUGGCGACUGUUUCGAGGUGGCGAUGAAGCGCGAAAAGUACCCGGAGCGGGUGCCGUUCCGGCUGACGCGGAUGCUCACGUAUGCCAUGGAGGUUAGCAACAUCGAGGGCAGCUUCCGCAUCACCUCGGUGCACGUCAUGCGCGUGCUGCGUGCCAACAAGGACAGUGUCAUGGCUGUUCUUGAAGCGUUCAUUCACGACCCUCUCCUGACGUGGCGGUUGACGAAUGCCCAAUCGCCUGCCGGACCCAACUUCCAAUCGGAGCGCGAACUGGCGCUGGUUGGACCGCAAGCAGGCGGCGGCGGCGGACGUGCCCGUCGGCCGUCUGUGCUCGACAGCAACAUGGCACCGUCGGAGCUGCUGGCGGGUGGUGAUGUGAAUAGCGCUCAGAUUGGCAUCGUCGGCGGCCCACCGGGCGCCCGCGGUCGCGCACGCACCAACAGCUCGCUCCCCCCGCCGACCACCAACGGAACCAACCCGAACGGCACGAACGGCGACACGAACAGCGCCAAUCCGAACGGCGCAAGCGGCCUCAAUGCCUACGGGCAGAUGGCGGCGCCCGACCCAGUGGAGCUGCAGAAUGCGCGGGCGGUGGAAGUGCUGGACCGUGUGCAGCAAAAGCUGACGGGCCGCGAUUUCAAGAAUGAGGAGGAGCUGGAGGUGGACAUGCAGGUCAACAAGCUGAUUGGCGAGGCGACGCGGCUGGAGAACCUGUGCCAGCACUACAUUGGCUGGUGCAGUUUCUGGUAG